AUGGGUCUAAAGACUUUAAUGAUCUUGAUCACCGCUCGUCGAGCUCUCACCGCGGACGAGCUGUGUCACGCCCUUGCCAUCGACCUGGAGAACCCGGACGAUGAGUUCGACGAGGACAACAUUCCAUCAAUCGACUACGUCCUUUCGUCUUGUGCCGGGCUGGUCAUUAUCGAAGACACAACCCAGAAUUCUCGAAGAACAGACGCAGAAGGCUUGGCCGCGACACCAAGGCAAGGUGCUGAAAGACCGUCAGGAAGCAGACUUGUCCAUAUAGCUCACAGAUCGAUACGGGACUACUUGUCGUCCACUAGCUCGGGGUGGUUCUCAGACGCAGAGUCAAAAAUGGCUCUUAUCUGCAGGAAAUUCACAGAAGCGUACGAAACGUCCGGCACAGAACGGGGGCAUCACUUUAUGGAUUACGUUCGGGACAACUGGGCAUAUCACCAAAUCAACUGGGUCACGGAGGAGUCAGAACGCCCCGCAGAGCCUAAAGUCGACUUGCCGGUCUCACAACAAGCAUCCCUCCCGCUUGCUGCGAAGCAGGCCGGCGACCAGUCCGAGCUCCGGCAGCUUGCGCUCGAGUUAGAAGGCAUGCGAGAAGAUCUUCUGCUGUGCGCAUGCCGCGAAAACCGGACAAAGGUGGUCAAAAUGCUUGUGAAAAACAAUCUUGACUCGUACCAGAAGCCACUCACUUUUGAGCGAGCUUCUCAAGCUGGCGAACACUGUGGAUACGCGUGGUGCUACGAGUCUGAGAGUUUUCCAGAUAUCUACCCCCGUGGUGAAAAUUUGUCAAAGUCUAGGAAGUGCUCAGUGGCCGUCUGCGCCGGAAAGGGCUUGGAUAACACACUUCUAAAUGAAGCUGUGGUGGCUGCGGCUUUUGGUGGUAGGAUGAGCAUUACGGAGACACUGCUGGAACACGGAGCCUCGAUCACGGGUCGAGAUAGGGCGGGUUACACUGCUCUGGGUGCGGCCGCGUCGACUGGGCAAAGCGACAUACUCGGUUGGCUGUUAGGUCUGGACUCUAUGAAAUUCAACCUCCUCCUGGAUUUUCAGCCAAGGUUUGUUUACAAAAGAAUGCACACGGGGUAUGAAGACAUGAGACUGACGACAGCUUAUGACAGAUUACUCUUGGAGCUUGGAGAUGAACUGAGAGCUUGUCAUGGUACCAAAGAUUGUGCACUCCAACCUCCUCUACCCUCCGAGGGACCCAGCCCGCACGAAUCGCCGCCACCUGCACCAUCCGGACAAGGGGACAAGCGAACUGGCCGAAUCAUAGUGACCCCGCUGGUGGCCGCGGCCUCAAACGGGCGCGAGAAGUGCGUCAACUUGAUCCUCCAAUGGGCGAAAGAUCAUUCUCGUGGGAAGCUCGACACGGAGUGGAAGGCAAGCUGCAUGAACGCUAUGCUCUCUGCUUUACAUGCAGGACAUGUAUCUAUCAUGCGUGCUCUACUUCCCUUCAUCGACGUCAAUUAUCCUGCCCGCGGUUUCAACAACUACACGCUGCUUCAUUUCGCUGUUCUCGAGGGGAACCCAGAGUCACUCGGGCUCCUCUUGGCCGAUAAAUCUGUCGACCUAAGCCUGGUUGAUGACCGUGGCAGAACAGCGUUGGCGUUGGCGGCAACCAUUGGGGCGGACGACCUGAUCAUGGAAUUCCGGACCCGAAGUGAGGCUACAGUUGAUCCUCUAACUGUCCUGGAGGCGCUUCUACGAGGAAAUGACAGUACCUUCAAUCACUUAUGGAGGUUGCUAGUGGAUUGCAACCCCGGAAGUCUGUUCAAGGCGGACAGCAGCGGAUACAGCUGCUUUGACAGGAUUGUGUUCAAAUUCAUCAGAGAAAUGGCCGGUCUUAAAAAGGACCAAGAUACUGACAUCACGAGCAUCAAUGUGUUCGACUGGAAUCCCAUGCCACCAGGCAGCACCGGGACCAUCUCACCCGUCUAUCGCCAGGGGUUGGAGAGGCUGACUACAAAGUUGCUUGAGUACGACAACUAUCCAACACCCGGCGAAGGCAAUAACUUCGACGAAGAGCAUCUCUUCGGAAUCAACUCUCUCCUUCUUGCCCUGACAUCUGGCUCCGAUGGAUUACUCCGGGCCUUGAUAGAGCUUUAUCCAGUCUCAGUGUGUGACGCCACCAGCAAAGGUGGAACGAUUCUGAUGGCUGGCUUUGCCAGGGGUACCACACAAUGCAUCGACCUUAUCUUGGAGACGCUCAGACGACAGGAUGGGACCGCAGUGAUCAACUCCACGACCGUGUGUGGGCAAUCUACUCUGACAGCAGCUGUCGCCCACGGAAGAGACGACCACUCAGAACAAUUCCUGUCAUUGCUCAAGCUUCCGGAUCUUAACCUACGGCUUGCGUUUCAUCAGGAUGCGAAGAAAGACUGCCCCCUCAUAUCCCUUGCGUUACAGGCCUACCAGCACGCCAUCCUCCCUCUCAAUGCAUUCAAAUCAAACAAGAGGAAAGAAAGGCCAGCAACGUACAAAACACUUUAUAAUAACUGCUGGCAAUUGCUCAAGGCAGCCCACGACAGGAUUGAUCGACAAGAUCUUCCAAACCUCUGCCUUCAAAUCUCUGAAGAUUGUUCCCGGCGAAGACGACACGGACUCAUUCACAUUCUUUGCCAACUUCCCCAGCCCGGCUGUCUCGAGCUGCUCCUACAGUCCUGCCCCACGCUGAAAUCACAGCUACAUGUACCCGAUCGCGAAGGCAUGACAGCAGUCAUGCAGGCCUCGAAGACCUGGAGGAACCAUGAAACCUUCAUGUUCAUACUGAACACGCCGGGGGUGGAUGUCAGCCACCGCGAUAACCAGGGCCGGACGGCAUUAUCCCUUGUCGCCGAGAACCUGGGCCAGUUCUCAGACGGCGGGGUGGCAGCGACGCUCGUCGCUGAUCAUGGACAGGACCUGCUGGCGCCGGACAAGUGCGGGUGGUCGCCGCUCCACUAUGCCAUCGCGAACGGCAACGUGUGGGAGGGAAGCCCGUAUCACCGGGCACUGGCUGAUCCAAAGCUACCGGUGGGCUGGACCGACGGGAAAGGCUCAAACCCGCUCCACCUGGCCAUCAAGGGGGGCUCCCCGCUGGCCAUCAGGCUGUUGCUGCAGCAUUCGGCCAGCUCCUGCUGGGUUAAUGCACCCGAUGUGGACGGGAUGGUCCCACUGGCUCACUUCUUCUCGGUGUGCAAGACCUCCAAGUUUAUCACAGCAAGCCCUGCAGCUGAUGAUGGGCGGCCAGACAUCCUCCCCGACACCCGCGACAACGAGGGCAGGACGCCGCUGUGGCACGCCCUGAGCAGCAUGAGGCAGGAGGCCAGGGCCUUCGCCGCCGGGUCCGGCACCUCGGACGGCGGGCACUUCCAGGGGUUCCUCGCCGCCGGCAUCGAGGCGCUCUGCGCGCACGACGGCGUGGACCCGGGCAAGUACCCGCGGCGCGAGCGACACUCGCCCGCCGACCUGGCCGCUGAGGUUGUCCGGAUCCACAGCCGGGGGCAGAUGCCGUGUGAGGAUGGAGAUGGGGACACGGCCGCGGCGGAGUAUGCUGGUGGCGAGAGGGCUAGGAUCCGGGCUAUGAUUAAGGGGCUGAGCCUCGCGGUUCGGGAGGAGGAUGCUGGCGUUGUUGUCGAGAGGAAGAAGCCGCGGAGACGACGCAGGCGCAAGAGGGCGUCUGCUCUGACGUCCACGGGUGAUGACGAUAUACCCCGUGAUAGUGACACACUACCAGAAUGA
This is a messenger RNA of Diaporthe batatas, 3723 nucleotides long. RefSeq lists its product as uncharacterized. Gene Ontology annotation, molecular function: protein binding. NCBI's taxonomy places the organism in Eukaryota, Fungi, Ascomycota, Sordariomycetes, Diaporthales, Diaporthaceae. Bases 1 to 3723 code for a protein of 1240 amino acids. The transcript is spliced from 2 exons. The record is from RefSeq and is a predicted model, not a curated record.